Molecule: messenger RNA, 849 nt
Organism: Peronospora belbahrii
Lineage: Eukaryota; Oomycota; Peronosporomycetes; Peronosporales; Peronosporaceae
Source: the annotation of a GenBank genome assembly
AUGACUAUUUCAGUGCUUCCAAACUCGCAAAGAAUUUAUUGGAUUGUUGUGUUGAGUGCUGUGCCGUUACUCGGAUGUGCUAGCGCGGCUACGACGGACAUUAACUACAAGACCGCUCUGAGCGACUCUAAUGGCACCAGGCUACGCAUGGAAACCGAGGACUUGAGUCCAACAUUGAUUCAACACAAUUCCGAAGCGAGAAUGUUCAAUUUUGGUUCGCUCACGAAGGGUGCUACAGCAACGACCGAACAUUCUUUGGAAGAGGAGCAAAGUCCCCCCCCAUCCAAUAUUAAUCUCAACGAAAUGCCCCCGUCCGAUAUUAAUCUCAACGAAAUGCCCCCGUCCGAUAUUAAUCUCAACAAAAUGGAUAUUAAUCUCAACGAAAUGCCCCCGUCCGAUAUUAAUCUCAACGAAAUGCCCCCAUCCGAUGUUAAGGCAAGUACAAGCAAUCUAUUCCCUUCCAAUAUUGUCGCAAAGGGGAAAACAUCCAGCCUCGCUCCCCUGGAAACCACAGACGGUGUCGCACUGAUGAAAAAGCGUAAGAUUCUAUCCGAUGACGAGGUGAACUUAGAAAAACUCUUUGAAAGAAAUGAGUUGUCGAAAGAUGUCGAUAACUAUUUUGACAGUCAUCGUUUUCAAAGUUGGUUUAAUACAGCACUUGAGAUCUACAAUGGUGACGUCAAAGAGGCAGCAGACGCGAUUAUUGUAAUUUUGACUCGUCAUUUUAAAGACGAGGCUUUGCGAAUGAAGCUGCAAAAUCCGACAACGACAGAUGAGGCAAAAAAAAAUUGUCUUCGCGUUGGACGCUGCGCAGAUUUCAUACUGGGUAAAAAUAAAAGCGACAAGUAA